CCCCGCGUUCUCGUGCCGGCCCCCGCCCCUCGUCCGCCUUCCUCAGGGGGGCGCGGGCUCUAACCUCGACUGGAAACGUGUUCUCGCUUUGCCCGCGCAGACGCGGUACUGAGCCCUUUGCGACCGGACAAAGAGUGACGCCCAGAGCCGGAGUCAUGGCGGCAACGGAGGAAAGCUCAGCGACCGCUGGGGCGGCUGGGAGCCUCGCGGCGCCGCGGGAGACAGCGGAUCCGAGCUCGGACCCGGGACGUGCCUUUGCACGUUUUCUUUCGAUCCCCGAGGCUUCGCCGCCGGUCCCUGAACCCUCCAGCCCCUACGCCGCGAUCCCUGAGGCGAUCCCGACGGCUCCUGCGGUAGCUUCCGCCGCCCCGGAUUGGCCCCUCGGGCCCGCGCCCCCGGCGGCCGCCGGGCCGCGCCCGGGCGGCUCCCGACCGGGCCCCGAGACCUUCCGCCAGCGAUUCCGGCAGUUCCGAUACCAGGACGCGGCCGGCCCGCGGGAGGCCUUCCGCCAGCUGCGGGAGCUGUCGCGCCAGUGGCUGCGGCCCGACGUCCGCACCAAGGAGCAGAUCGUGGAGAUGCUGGUGCAGGAGCAGCUGCUCGCCAUCCUGCCGGAGGCGGCGCGGGCCCGGCGGCGGGGUCGCCGCACCGACGUGCGCAUCACGGGCUGAACCGCAGGUCCCCGCGCGCGGCUCUCCCAAACCCCCGUCCCCGUUAAUGAAAAGCGCGUUUUGGCA
This is a messenger RNA of Echinops telfairi (small Madagascar hedgehog), 734 nucleotides long. It is a transcript of the gene SCAND1, whose product is annotated as SCAN domain containing 1. NCBI's taxonomy places the organism in Eukaryota, Metazoa, Chordata, Mammalia, Afrosoricida, Tenrecidae. The coding region runs from base 156 to 668 and encodes 170 amino acids. The record is from RefSeq and is a predicted model, not a curated record. The transcript has a single exon.